AUGAAGAAAAGAAAUGCAAACACAUCAACAGGCAGUGUGAAAUCAACACUGACGAAUGAUCAAGAAAGCCAUGUUCCUGCGGAGAAGCAGAAGUUAAUAUCCACAAGAACAGAUCGUAUCUUUUUCUUCUACGCCUCACUGGCUGGUACCUUUGGAGCACUUUCCGCCGUUGUUGGUAAACUCGCCGUGAUGGACGACAGCGGAGACGCAUUGACAGCAUUCACCACAACUAUUCUUUCCUUCUUUGGUGUGCAAGAGAUCACUCAUAGUCACUGGGUCUCUGUAAUGCCAAUGUCAUUAUUAGUAACGCGUGGAUUGUUAUUUGCGGCGAAUGCCUUUUUUACAGCACAAAUGUGGAGAUGGUAUUUGAAAGCACUUUCCUGUGGUCCUACACCGGUGUGUCAAAUUGUCAAUACGGGAAUGAAUUUUGCGAUAAGUGCCUUUCUGGGUCUUUUGAUCUUCCAUGAGGAAGUUACCAUCAUGUGGGCGAUAGGGGCUUUACUCGUUGUUGUGGGACUUGCGGUAGUUGUGACGGAUGAUUUAGAUAAGGAUUCUGUACAGAAGCAGAAAUCAUAA
This is a messenger RNA of Trypanosoma theileri, 576 nucleotides long. RefSeq lists its product as uncharacterized. The record is from RefSeq and is a predicted model, not a curated record. Lineage: Eukaryota; Euglenozoa; Kinetoplastea; Trypanosomatida; Trypanosomatidae. The coding region runs from base 1 to 576 and encodes 191 amino acids. The transcript has a single exon.